Molecule: messenger RNA, 1445 nt
Organism: Schistosoma intercalatum
Lineage: Eukaryota; Metazoa; Platyhelminthes; Trematoda; Strigeidida; Schistosomatidae
Source: the annotation of a GenBank genome assembly
UUGAUGAACUAUCGAUUAAAUGUUCAAAUAGCAGUCAAUUGUUGAUUAAUGUUCAAAAAUCUUCCAUGACAAUAUCGAUUGUAAAUAUUUGUAUAAAUACGCUUGACUUGUAUGCUUGAUCUGAUCUGCCUGCCUGACUUGUUAUCUGAUGUUUGUCUGUAGAAUACACUUUCUACACCUUACCCAGACUUCUUGAUCGAGUUAGCAGAGUUGGGGACAACGGACCAGAAUAGUGUAUCGAGUCGCUGAAUCAUUGAUCCUUCGUUCGUUCGAGUAAGACGCAUCAGUAAUCGCAUUCAAGCAAUAACGAAGUAUAACAAAUUGGCGACGGGGUGAAGAAAAGAUACAAUCCAAAGUCAUUCUGUAAUUGGACGAAAUCCAGUCUAAUUAUCCAACCAAUCAGUAUCCAGAUUGUCAUCAGUGUCCUUGAACCACAUUGGUCGUUACUCAUACAGUAAUUUUCACCACAGGUGCUGAUUCAAAAAAAUGACUCUCCCUCCCGAUCGAUUACAGCUGCUCUUUGAACGACAUUUGAAGUUAUUAGUCAAAUUCCGCACGCAGCUGCUAAAUCACUCAUGCUAUGAAGACGCGACGGAAGUGGAUGGAUUGAUAUCUGAAAUACACAGUGAGCUGGAAAAUGACAGCAGCCUCCAUGAAUCCUCGAUGAACUGUACUUCAAACGAAACAGUCAUCCAUCAUGCGCCCAGUGGUCCAGUACUUUCUAUUCCAGAAACAUGCCCGGUAAUGGAGUCAAACUCCAUCAACCCCGAAACAGCAUGUGCAGACAGUAACAUAUCCAGCUCACGAGAAGAUCUCACUGUUUUACCAGAAAAUAUGUCAGAUGCAUCAAAUGAUGAUCAAAAACUUAAUACAAUUUUGAUAGAUGCUAAUUACCUUGAUGAUCGAUUAUCUACAAAUAAGAUUCCAAAUAAAUUUGGUCACAAUAUUUCAGAAGAAUUAAACUUCGAACACCUCAUAUCAAGUGUCGUUCAGCCUCAAGACUUAGUCACUUUCAGUCAAUUCUCUGUUCAGUGCGAUAAAUAUGUCUUAAAUAAAUUCAAGUUAAUUAUAACGUGGGCAUAUGAGGAUCCAACACUGUUUCGUGGGGGAGGAUGGACCUGGAAAACUUAAAAUCCGGAUAUCAACUCCGGAUCUUCUAAAAAGGGGAGGAGUGUUGGGGACGAUAGAUCCCCAAAACUCAAAUUUUGUAAUUUACAUAUCGAUUAAAUGUGCAGAUAGGUCAAUUGAUGAACUAUCGAUUAAAUGUACAAAUAUGUCAAUUGAUGAACUAUCGAUUAAAUGUUCAAAUAGCAGUCAAUUGUUGAUUAAUGUUCAAAAAUCUUCCAUGACAAUAUCGAUUGUAAAUAUUUGUAUAAAUACGCUUGACUUGUAUGCUUGAUCUGAUCUGCCUGCCUGACUUGUUAUCUGAUGUUUGUCUGUAGAAU